UUAGCCAUUCCACAAGCGGACAUCGCAUUACAAGCCUUAAAAAAAACUCGCGACGUAAAGUAACAAUCGAAAGUGGGUUCUGUGAGCACGCGCGUCACCCCUGAUUAGGUCGCGAACUCGCGGCCGCCAGCAUGUACUUGUAGCGCGGCGAUAGAAUCGCUGAGUGAGCCGCCCCUGCCUAGAUGUCAUAAAACAUAUACUUAUAAAAGAUUUCGAUAUUUUUGUGAAUCGCGGUGUCGAGUUUAAAAAGGGUCUCGGAGCCAAUUUGUUUAACGCGGACGCAAAAACUUGGCGAGUAUUACGCAGUCGGUUCUCUCCAUUAUUUACUUCAGGAAAGCUGAAGAACAUGAUGUACCUUUUAACAGAAAGAGGCGAUAAAUUUGUAGAAUACAUCACCCGCAUCACCGAAUUCAACAAAGAGCAGGAAGUCCAUUCUACGGUUCAAAAGUUUACCCAAGCUGCUAUCGCCGCCUGCGCGUUUGGUGUCGACAUCGACACCUUUGACCAAGAACACGAAAAACUCCAAAUGAUCGACCGUAAAAUGUUUACCGUCAGCUUUGGUCGUGAACUUGAGAUGAUGUAUCCCGGAAUAUUAAACAAAAUUGGAGGCUCCCUAUUCCCAAAAGAGGUAGCCGCUUUCUUCUUAAAUUUGGUCGAACAUGUAAUUGCGCAAAGAAAUGGCGAGCCCACGAAUAGAAACGACUUUAUGGAUUUAAUUUUGAAUUUGAGAAAAGAAAAACAUAUUUCUGGGCCAAUGAUGGAGAACGAUGAUACAGAGAGAAGUUUAGACAUAACUGAUGAGGUUAUGGCCGCACAAGCAUUUGUUUUAUAUUCAGCAUCAACUAUGGGUUUCUUGUUGUACCAGUUAGCACUCAACCCUGAUAUCCAGGACAAAGUAGUGGCAGAAAUAAAAGAAGUUUUGGUGAAACACAAUGGAGAGAUGACUCUACAAGCCGUUUUAGAUUUAUCUUACAUGAGCAAAGUAUUCGAUGAGACUUUGCGGAUGUAUCCUAUUGCACCUGAUUUAAGAAGAAAAUCAAGCAGCACUUAUAAGAUACCCGGUACCAAUAUAACCAUAGAGAAAAAUCAGUUAGUUAAAAUUCCCAUACUUGGUAUCCAUCAUGAUGAGACGAUAUAUCCGAACCCAGAAGUUUUUGACCCAGAGAGAUUCUCUCCUGAGAAUAUAGCAACAAGACAUUCGUGCGCAUUUUUGCCUUUUGGUGUUGGACCUAGACAUUGCAUCGGGUUGCGCUUCGCGCAAGUUCAAUCCCGGGUGUGUCUGGCGAAGUUGCUCUCCCAAUUUCGGGUGGAGCCCUCCAACAACACACCUCGUCAAUUCUCGUACGAACCCCGUCGUGUCGUGUUGUACCCCAAGGGUGGACUGCCGAUCAACUUCAUCAAAAGACAUUGAUAUAGAAAAAGUACCUCGGAAACAUUAAUGAAAUAUUUAUACCUACACAGAAACAAGUCAUAUUGUGAUUAGUCUUAGGAACUAGUAGUUUUAAACAUUUAAUAGGCAUAAGAUAUCAAAUAUAGUC
This is a messenger RNA of Leguminivora glycinivorella, 1538 nucleotides long. RefSeq names its product cytochrome P450 6B4-like. The record is from RefSeq and is a predicted model, not a curated record. The transcript is spliced from 2 exons. Bases 347 to 1411 code for a protein of 354 amino acids. NCBI's taxonomy places the organism in Eukaryota, Metazoa, Arthropoda, Insecta, Lepidoptera, Tortricidae. Gene Ontology annotation, molecular function: oxidoreductase activity, acting on paired donors, with incorporation or reduction of molecular oxygen; iron ion binding; monooxygenase activity.